Messenger RNA from Hydra vulgaris (swiftwater hydra), 3207 nucleotides. RefSeq names its product bone morphogenetic protein 1. The record is from RefSeq and is a predicted model, not a curated record. Gene Ontology annotation, molecular function: zinc ion binding; calcium ion binding; metalloendopeptidase activity. Gene Ontology annotation, biological process: proteolysis. Lineage: Eukaryota; Metazoa; Cnidaria; Hydrozoa; Anthoathecata; Hydridae.
CGUUUGUUGGAAGUAACUAAGCUGUAUCCCUGUAUCUGAAUGCUCAAUUUACAAAUUGUAAAUGAAAAAACCCCUUUUCAAGUUAAUGAAUCAUUGUGCUAUGACCAAUUUUCUAACUUUGUUAAUUUUUUAAAAAGUCACAAAGAAGAGGUGGAAUAUGUAAAGAAAAACACUAAGAAAAAAGCUUAAAUCACACAAGUUAAAAUUUACAAGUUAAAACUUUCUAACUAUAUUUCGGCUUAUUAACAUGUUAUCGCUUAUUGCUGAUCAAUAUACAAAUUGUUGAACAACAGAUAAAUGGAAGAAAUAGAUUGUCAGUAGAGCCAGUUAAAAGUAUUUUAUGUGUAAAAUAUAAUAUCAAAUCAUAAUCCUGUCAUGCGUUCCAUAAGUAUCUGUUAUCAAACUAAGUCAUUGAAAAAGAUGGUUCAACAAAUAGCAUUAUUGGUAUGAUUCAUCUUCUCCUGUUUACAGUUCUUGCCCUGUUCUUACAAAUGAUUGUUCUGAAAUCAGUGAUACUGAUAACUGAUACAAGUGAUUAGUUAGAUACAAGUGAUUAAUUAGGACUAAUUAUAUAAUGGAAAAUUAAUGCAUGACUUGCAACAUACAGAUUAUAUCUUUUGAUAUUAUCUUGAUGCACCAAUACCUGAAGCAAAAACAACUAAAAGAAAAAGUCGUAUGAAACGUGCAGCAACAAUGAAAUCUUGGCCUGAAGGACGAAUACCGUUUGUUAUUGAUAGUGGUUUUUCAAGUGUUGUCAAUGGUCUUAUUAGAGAAGCCAUGAAUCAUUGGGAGAAUGAAACUUGUGUAAAGUUUUUAAACCGAACCAAUGAAUAUGAUUAUGUUUAUAUUUAUAAGGGAAAUGGUUGCUGCAGUUAUGUUGGUCGACGUGGAGGCAAACAGUUCUUGUCUCUUGGUACAGGAUGUAUACGUUUUGGUAUAAUAACCCAUGAACUUGGACAUGUAAUUGGAUUUUGGCAUGAGCAAAAUCGUCCAGAUCGUUCUAUAUAUAUUGAUGUUAUUUAUGAAAAUAUGGAUAGUUCCAAGUCAUUUAAUUUUGACCCUAGAAAUCUUAAUGAAGUGAAAACAUUUGAUCAGGUUUAUGACUUUCAUUCAAUUAUGCAUUAUGGGAAUAAUUUUUUCACAAAAAAUGGUGGUAAAACUAUUCUGAGUAAGGCUCCAGAAAAUGCUGAAACAAAUGAAAUUGGAAUGUCUUACUUUAAAUAUAAAGGUCCUGUUUUAAGUCCUCAAGAUAUUUUGGAAACGAAUCUUUUAUAUAGAUGUACUAAGCUAACAGAGUGUGGUGGAACAAUUUUUGCAACCAGUGGUUCGUUUGCAUCAUAUCCUAAUAGAUACCAACAAGAAAUGAACAAAGAUUGUGUCUGGAUUAUUACAACAGCAAUAAAAUUUAAUAGUCGUUCUUCGCUUACUGUAAUUUUUAAUGAUUUUAGUGUUGGAAAACCUAGCCAUGAUCAAACAGGAAAUUGUGAAGACGAUUAUUUAGAAGUACGCGAAGGAAAAGGUUUUUUGUCUCCUUUUAUUGUAAGAUAUUGUGGACAACGGAAACCUGCACCAAUUACAACUCUUGCUGGAAGUUUAUACAUUCGACUUCAUAUAUCUGGGAAAAAUUUAAAAAGUUAUUCAGAAAAUAUUGGUUUCAAUGUUAGCUUUAAAACUGACACUUGUUCACAACUUAUUAAACAGGUUCCAGCAAUAAUUCACUCACCACAGUUUCCUUUUGGCUAUCAACUGAAUACUGAUUGUGUAUGGAAUGUUGAAGCUCAACCUGGUAUGCAAACUAAAAUUGAGUUUGGAUUUUUCUCACUUAGAGAGCUUGACAAUGAAGAAGGAUGUUUGGAUUAUGUUGAAAUUCAUAAAGACCUUGGGACUGCAGAAAGUUUUGUAGGGAGAUUUUGUGGUUCAAAUAAUCCUGGAAAGUUAGUAAUUAAUUCAGAGCGAGUAAAGAUACAUUUUCAUGCAUCUAAUGUUGAUCAUCAAGGAUGGUUUAUGGGUUUUGAAGCUGAAAUUGAUCAAUAUGACAUUGAUGAAUGUCAGUUAGGCUUACAUGAGUGUACUCAAGCCUGCAUAAACUACCCUGGUGGAUAUUUUUGUGGUUGUAAUCAGGGUUAUGAUACAAUUUAUCAUCGAAGUUCAAGAAAAGCACAAUGUGUAGACAAAGAUGAGUGUAGUAUAAACAAUGGUGGAUGUUCACAUAAAUGUAUAAAUACUGAUGGCAGCUUUGUUUGUGGAUGUCCAAAAGGAUUCACAAUUAGUUUUAACAAAAGCCAAUGCCAAGAUAUCAAUGAGUGUGUUAAUAAACCAUGCAACCAGAUUUGCAAAAAUAACAUUGGUUCAUAUGAAUGUUCUUGUUAUGAGGGUUACAUUUUACAAAGCAACAAUAAAACUUGUAGCUCACUUUCUGGUUGUCUUGGUUCUUUUACAUCCUCUGUUGGAAGAAUCACAUCUCCUCAGGUACCAUCUACUUAUAAACUUCCCAUAGUAUGUGUGUGGCAGGUACAAGGUGCGCCUCAUCUACAGUUAAAGUUUGAUAUUGUUCUUGUUUCAAAAGAAAACAAUGAUUGUGGUAGCUAUGUAACUUUUUUUAAAAAUGAAAUGGAAAGGAGGCAGAAAACCUACUUAAAGAAAAUUUGUAUACAAUCUGAUAUAACUGACGCCUUUGUUAUGUCAACAAGUUCUGCAAUUAUUGAAUACGUGGGACAGUUUCCGUUUCAAACCUCAUUUAUGGUAGAAUAUCACAGUGUAGUACAAAAUGAAAGAGAGUGUCUCUAUACGUAUAAUGCUUCAAGUGGUGAAAUUCUGUCGCCUGGUUUUCCGUACCAAUACUCAGAUGAACAAGAUUGUUUAUGGAACAUUCACUCAUUGCAUCAAACAACUUUUAAAGUUAUUUUUUUGCAGUUUAGUUUAGAAUCUCAUGAAACAUGCGAGUUUGAUUAUUUAGAGGUUGAACAAAUAUACUAUGAAAUGCAAAGAGUAAAAAAAAUUGGAAGAUUUUGUGGAGAAAGAAUUCCAGAUACUUUAUUUAUUAACGGACAUGCUAGUUUUGUUCGUAUCAGAUUUCAUUCAGACUCGACAAAUACUGGGAAAGGAUUUAAAAUGGUGUUUAAUGAAACUGAUCAUGUUAGUUAGUUCUACACGAUAUAAGCGAUAACUUUUUUUAUUGAAGAAACAUGAAAAAAUAGCUCACCAGUA